AUGAAUCGCCCAAAGUACUUCCAUCAGCUGUCUCCGCCUCCACUCGAUCUGCCCGAGAUCAUCGACCGAAUCCGCGCUGACCUCUCACUCGCCGACAUCUGGAAGUGCACCCAGGUCUGCACAAUAUGGUCCCAACAGUUCUCGCCCUUCCUCUGGGAGACCUUCCGCUAUAACCGUCUCGAACACCAGGACCUCGAACGCAGCGGACACCUCGUCCGAGACCUCAUUACCUUCUCCCUUCGCGACAGUGAUCUCAAGUCCAUCGCUCGACACCUUACCGCCUUGACCGGCGCCACCCUCGAAAUCGAGACCCUCAACGACCCCUCGAGCCUCUUUGAGUUCUAUGCCUCUGCCUCCAACCUCCGGAGGCUGACAAUCCAGCUCCCAGACCCCAGCGAACUUGGUCCUUCUCAAAAGGCUCUCUUGUUCCCAGUCGCCCAGGGUGCCCUGGCAAACCUGACAAAGCUCCAACUCAUCGGGAUGGACAACAGACGAUACGCGCCUGUGUACCAAUCAGGAAUGAUUUACCGCGUCCUCGAGGCGUGCCCUCGUCUGGAGUAUCUCGAACUAUCUGCCAUUCGAAUCGUCGAUACUAUCAGGCAGUGGGACGAGGCGUACCAGAACAGCUUUAGCAGCCCCAACUCACUCCCCGUGCCCGCACGGAGGUUCGGGUCACGGGUAGGGACCCACUUGUCAUCAUCGUCAUCAUCGUCUUGGAUUCCUUGGAGCUGGAACAGCGGACCGACACCAGGCGGCCACUCUCACUCCCACCCACCGAGACUGGACGAUAGGGCGUCGAAUGUAGAGACCAAGGGGGAAGAGCUGUUUGAUGCUGACCAGUUACCGCCAUACAACAAGGACUUCAAGUGUCAGAGUCUCCGUGUCUUGAAGCUGUUCAGUAUCUACGGCAAGCAGAUUUCAGGAGGGAACUUUGUCCACGGAAUCCUCCAACGAACCCCCAACCUGCACCAACUGUACCUAAAGUCGGCUCCGGCUGACAUCGACAACCUGGCAACACUCUGCCCGGAUCUCCGGUUGAUCUCCCUUCAGGACUACCACCAGAGCCAACCCUACACCCAGCCCCACAUUGCAACCUACCUGGAAAGCCCUGCAGGGCAGCUAGAAAAACUGUCGACUAUCAGACUGGAAAAAUGUCGAAUCACCACACAGGAUUUGCAGAACAUCCAGCCCAACCUUAAGCAGAGAGGGCUAAAGCAUCUCUCCGUCUUGAAGUGCGAGGGGUCUUCAGCCAUGGCCUGGGCCAACUUUAUCGGACAGUGCGAGGCCCUUGAGAGUAUCUCGAUCGAUGAUCUCUUGUUUGCUUUUACCAAUGAAAUGGUCAUCGACGCGGAGAAUCCCGUCCGGUCUGGAGCUCGACAACAGCGAGAGACGAUUCCGUCCGCAAUCCGGUGGGAAUGCAACCAGAUUCGGUACCUAGACAUCCACGGACAUCAUGGCAGGGAAGGGACGUUCGACUAUGUAUUCCUGGUCAUGGUCUCCAAGUUGCCCUUCCUCGAGUUCCUGGGAAUGAACUCUGUACAUGUACCCUGGCUGAUGAAGAUGGAGCCGAUUCAAUAUGCGAAGGAGCCAGGAUCGACGACAGCGAUACAAGGAGACGACAACAGUGAAGUGACAAAGGAGGAUUAUCUGCGUGAAGUCCUUCCACUAGGCUUGUUCGAGUCUGUUAGGACACUGUCGCUCGAGUCUGCCAACCGUCGUGACAAGUACUUUGGCCACACGUCCGAGGUCGUGUUGACAGCGCAGCAAAUCCGGUACCUGUACCACGCCUUUCCUGCCCUGAACACAAUUGUGUACAACUCGCUCAAGUGCCCCUGCUUGAUUGAUGCCAUGGAAUGGCUUAAGAACUCACCCCGCAACAUCCAAGUUGUUCACAGAACAUCAACACAGAUAGAGACUCAAUCCCUUGGCCUUUAG
This is a messenger RNA of Linnemannia hyalina, 1935 nucleotides long. The record is from the annotation of a GenBank genome assembly. NCBI's taxonomy places the organism in Eukaryota, Fungi, Mortierellomycota, Mortierellomycetes, Mortierellales, Mortierellaceae.